Molecule: messenger RNA, 769 nt
Organism: Drosophila serrata
Lineage: Eukaryota; Metazoa; Arthropoda; Insecta; Diptera; Drosophilidae
Gene: l(2)efl
Product: lethal (2) essential for life
Biological process (GO): protein refolding; response to heat
Cellular component (GO): nucleus; cytoplasm
Source: RefSeq, a predicted model, not a curated record
GCUGAGCUUCAUCAUAAUCGCAACGGCGGUGAAUAGAAAAAGACACGCGAAUCGAAAGAUCCAAAAGUAUUAUCCAAGAUGUCCGUAGUGCCCCUGAUGUUCCGUGAUUGGUGGGAUGAACUCGACUUUCCAAUGCGCAGCUCGCGCCUAUUGGAUCAGCACUUUGGCCAGGGUCUCCGGCGGGAUGAUCUGAUGUCCUCCGUGUGGAACUCUCGCCCCACAGUCCUGAGAUCCGGCUACCUGCGUCCCUGGCAGAAGAACAGUCUGCAGAAACAGGAAUCCGGCUCGAAUCUGACCAUCGAUAGUGAGAAAUUCGAGGUUAUUCUGGAUGUCCAGCAGUUCUCGCCCAAUGAGAUCACCGUCAAGGUGGCGGACAAGUUCGUGAUUGUGGAGGGAAAGCAUGAGGAGAAGCAGGAUGAGCAUGGAUAUGUCUCCCGUCAGUUCUCCAGACGUUACCAGUUGCCAAGUGAUGUCAAUCCCGACACUGUGACCUCCUCGCUCUCCUCCGAUGGUCUGUUGACCAUCACGGCGCCCAUGAAGAAGCUGCCACCACCCUCGACUGAACGCCUUGUGCAAAUCACACAGACUGGUCCCUCCUCCAAGGAGGACAAUGCCAAGAAGGUGGAAACCUCCACGGCCUGAGGCUGAGUUUAGUUUAACGCUUUGAGCAAUUAUUAGUGUAUGUGUCUACGUGUGCCUUAAAUAUUGGACUUUUUACAAGAUUUUUGAAAAAUAUUUUAUAACAAUUAAAAAAAGAAACUAAAGAUAA